Messenger RNA from Aaosphaeria arxii CBS 175.79, 681 nucleotides. RefSeq lists its product as uncharacterized. The coding region runs from base 1 to 681 and encodes 226 amino acids. The record is from RefSeq and is a predicted model, not a curated record. The transcript has 2 exons. Lineage: Eukaryota; Fungi; Ascomycota; Dothideomycetes; Pleosporales.
AUGGAUGCGGCUCCAAAUUGCGCCAUCUGCAACGCUCCAGCGUACUCAGAAUGCUCAUGCGAAUCCGAGCGACUGCAAAUCGCAGUCCACCAGGCCGAACAGCGGGCCAUGGAGGCGAGAUUGGCGGAGAUAAGGGACUGGGUCAUUGCGCACGCUCGCAUGCACAUUCUGGGCGCCUUUGAGCGACUGAAGACGACUCGCAAACAGGCACAUUCCGCCUAUCUCGCAUCGUUACCUUACUACACCGUCUAUAUGCAAUACUCUGGGCACCCGCCGAUACAUCCAAUGGCUAUUGCACAGUUGCAGGCCCAGAUUGGCGAGGCACACGCUGAAUUGAAGAGAGGUAUCGAUGCCGAUUGGCGAGCAUCGGUCCUCCGCUAUCCAGAAGUCCUGGAUUAUUUCUACAGUCUAGUGGAGGUGCGGAUGCCGAGCGAUAGGUCACCCCGUGUUAGAGAACCUCCAUUUGCCGUCGCGGGAUAUGCAGACCGAGGGUAUGACCAUUCAAGGCUAGAGAAGGAAAUGAAGAAGAGGAAGCAAAGGCGUGAGAGAGAGGGCUCUGUUGGUCUGAGAGAAGAUCAGGUAUACUCAGCGGUGGGCCGGCAUUUGAGGGGCCCACCUCCUGUGCCGACACCUCCCGUAGGUGGAGGCUAUCCUCCUCCACCUGGGAGGUACAAUUAUUGA